AUGAGUUAGCCAACAUUAAGAAAAAACUAACCCAUCUUUGAGUUUAAGGAUGACUAGGAUGAAAUAGAGAGCCUAGCUGAAAUUAUUGAAUAAGAGCCUGAUUUCUCUGAAAAAACUAAAAGAACCCCACAUGGAAGAGGUAGCUAGAGCUACUAAUCCAAUCUUUAAGAUGUCAAAACAAAUUUCACUUCUAUGUAUGGCAAUACUCUCCAAGUAUAAUAAAACCCAAAAUCACCAAAAUCUGCAAGAUUGGUACAAAAAACUCAACAAUUAGUUGAAGGAACGUCAACAAUAGUUUUUACUGUUAUAAUCUCCUUGAUUGUAAACAUUGUUCUAACGUAUCCUCUAAUUAUUUUAAAAAGUAUAUACACUUUCUUGACUGGUUUUAUUUACCCUUGCUAAAAAAAAUGCACAAUUCACGCAUUUGUAAAAAAAUUUAUCAAUCCAAUAGUUUAGAUCAUCUUUGCUAGCAGCGUCCUGUGUAUUGUUUACUUUACUAUUACAGGCAUACAUUAGACUUAAAGGGAUUUUUACGGCAUUUUGUUUUUCGAUGCUUUCUUUUUAUUUUUUACCAAGAUCUUAGUCUUUAGCAUUAUUAAACUCACAAAACAAUAAGAUUUAAAGUUAACAUGGAAAAAUGUAUGUUCCAUCUUCGAUCCUGGCAGCCAAAACGGUCUUGUGUUAGACCUUAUUGAUAAAUAGAGAGAUAGUGAUAUUUAUAUGGAUGUAUCACGUAUUGAAGAUAACUGGAAGCAAGAAUAUCUUGAUAUCAUGAAUUCUAAAUUAGAAGUAGACCUUCAAAUACAGAGAUUUAAUACAAUUCAGACAGAUAUUAAAAAUCCACUAACUCUUGAGUUGAUUGGCUACCAAUUUUUGUAGGGUUAAAAUUAGAUAUUAGGAACUCAUUUUGUUUAAUUUGUAACUACUCAAUUAUUGUCUCUAGCAAAAAUUUUCAGUUGUUUAAUAUUUAUUUACAUAAAUAUUCCAUUUGACACAGAUGAUAUUUUCUAUCUUCUAGCAAUAACAUUAUUCAACAUAAAUGAAAUUUACUGCUUCAACAUAUUACUUAGCAACUAAGACUUACGUAGAAAGACAAUCAUGUCUAAUAGUAUUAAUGACUGCAUUAAAUUUACUGAUAUAGAAAUUGAGAACGACUAUACAAAACUGUUAGAUGUUACCUCAUGCAUAAGCCUGGAAACUUGGGAUAAUUCGCGUAGAGCUAUUUAUCUCUUUUUCUAAGGCAUGUAUAAAAAAUUUGAAAUGUGCUAUUGCUGUAUCUUCAUUUACUAUUUAUUCAUUUUGAAUAUUAUACUUGCCAAGUUUUUUGAAUUCGAUCUCUUCUUUGAUAAGAACUCAGUUUUUCUAAAUCCUAUAAUAAUUAUUUCAUCUAUUUUUAACUUUUUGAUAUUGAAUGUCUUUCUUCUGUUUAGAUUCUACUUUGGAAGUAAAUAUAAUGAGACUAUUGAAGAAGCAGGAGAUAAUAUAGAUACUUUAAUUGGAAUUUACUAAGAUCUUAUAUAAAUGUAUGAUUACAAUUUCUAGUAAAAAUAAAUAUCAUAAGCAACUCUCUCAAUAGUUUCAAAAAAUAAAAUGCAACCUUUGCCCUAAAGAACUUAAGUUAUGUUUGAGGAUCCUGAAGAUGCUCAAUUAAUGUCAAGACAGCUUACAUAAGACCCAAGUAGGGCAUUUAUGAUAACUUGUUAUGACUUAAUUAUAGCAAAAAUUAAAUUCCUUUCUCGCUUUUAUAUUGAUAGAAGAUUAGAAUUUUUAGGUAAAGUUUACAGUAAUGCAGAAGAAAAGAAUUUGUAACAAAAAAUGCUAAAAAAUAACUUAAAAAGUUUUCAAAGAAUUAAAUCUUAGAUUGAAAUAGAUUCUAAAUAAAUUUGCUACAAAGUACUUAAUCUAUUGAAACUUGAUUUCUAGGAAUCUUUGCUCACCUUAUCGGUUGGUUUAAUAUCAAUAGCACCUUAGAUAGUUCCAGCUUUCAUAAGUAUGUUCAAAGGAGAAGCUCUUAAUCCAUCAUCAUGA
This is a messenger RNA of Tetrahymena thermophila SB210, 2028 nucleotides long. RefSeq names its product transmembrane protein, putative. Lineage: Eukaryota; Ciliophora; Oligohymenophorea; Hymenostomatida; Tetrahymenidae. The transcript has a single exon. The record is from RefSeq and is a predicted model, not a curated record.